Messenger RNA from Exophiala xenobiotica, 1621 nucleotides. RefSeq lists its product as uncharacterized. Gene Ontology annotation, biological process: iron import into the mitochondrion. Lineage: Eukaryota; Fungi; Ascomycota; Eurotiomycetes; Chaetothyriales; Herpotrichiellaceae. Bases 244 to 1206 code for a protein of 320 amino acids. Gene Ontology annotation, cellular component: mitochondrial membrane. The transcript is spliced from 8 exons. Gene Ontology annotation, molecular function: ferrous iron transmembrane transporter activity. The record is from RefSeq and is a predicted model, not a curated record.
AAAGAAUCUCGCCUGGCUCUGACUGAUAUUUGCCCCGGCUGGUUUUUUCUGGUACCCGCAACGGCUCUGAGUGUCUUGAAACUCUCCGUUGACUCUGCAUCGUCUGUGGAGGACGGCGUGCUUUCAUCAGGCUCAUAGCACAAGUUUGCAUUUGUUGGUUGAUCAUUUCGCAGAGAGCCACCGAAAACAUCUGCAAUCGUGGCGACGUCAGCCAAAUUCCCAGCGGUCCUGACCGCUGAGAAUAUGACUGCGUCGAGCAGUCCGGAUGCCGUCCCUGGUGAAGAGUUUGACUACGAAGCUCUGCCACCCAACUAUGGCCUUUACCACAACAUGCUCGCCGGUGCAUUCGCAGGCAUCGCGGAGCAUACGGUGAUGUAUCCAGUGGAUUUGAUGAAGACACGGAUGCAAAUCAUAAAUCCUUCCUCGGGCGGUCUCUAUACGGGUUUGUCCCACGCAGUAUCAACGAUCUACCGACUAGAAGGGCUACGGACGCUAUGGAGAGGCGUUACGAGUGUCAUUGUCGGAGCAGGUCCUGCCCACGCUGUGUAUUUUGGCACGUAUGAAAUUAUAAAAGAGGCGGCCGGUGGAAACGCAGCGGAUGGCAAACACCAUCCUGCUGCUGCAGCUCUCAGCGGAGCUUGCGCGACAAUCGCCAGCGAUGCCCUGAUGAAUCCUUUUGAUGUCAUCAAACAGCGAAUGCAAGUACAUGGUUCAACUUAUCGGACAAUUAUGCAGUGUGCGAGAUCAGUGUUCCGGGCCGAAGGGCUUUCGGCAUUCUACGUAUCAUACCCCACGACAUUAUGCAUGACAGUGCCAUUUACAGCAACACAAUUCAUGGCCUACGAGUCAUUGUCCAAGGUGAUGAAUCCCCAGAAAGAAUACGACCCGAUCAGUCAUUGCAUGGCUGGCGGGUUAGCCGGAGCUUUUGCGGCCGGCAUCACCACCCCGCUUGAUGUGAUCAAGACGUUGUUACAAACACGCGGGCUUAGCCAACAAGCUGAAAUCCGAAACGUGCGAGGUAUUUUCAAUGCUGCUGCGAUUAUCAAAAAGGAAUUCGGAUGGAGUGGUUUCAUGAGGGGCUGGCGGCCGCGCAUCAUCACCACCAUGCCAAGCACUGCAAUCUGCUGGUCAUCAUACGAAAUGGCAAAAGCAUACUUCAAACGAACACUUCGAGAGGAACACGAGGCCCACAUCAACAGUCUUUGAAUGACUCGCGAAUGUCGAGUGCCCAAUGAUUCUUGCUCGAGGACCAAGAACGGACUUGGGAGGUACGGGGCUUCUCCGGUUUACGGAGCACUUUAUCACCGCUAUGAAGAUACCCAGUUUGGUGCAAUGGGAUGGCAGUCAGCAUCGCAUUGACUCGGUUUUCGAGCAUGACCGGAUGCUUUUCUUUGGGAAGCCAUGGCGGAUUUCGAGGUCGUGGUCGGCCAUUUGCAUGCGACAGGCGUUACGACCCAGGAAGAGGCACCAAAUCUGAUGUACGUUGUGUCAGAUAACCCUCUGUAAGGGUUUGGAUAAUCAUUGUACAUCUAUCGAAAAUGGGGAUGGCCGGAGGGUCUUUCAGCUUUCUUCAACCUUAUAGACGAGCCGAUCAGCAAUGAAAAGUGCAUUUAUGCCGGAC